Oryzias latipes (Japanese medaka) is the source of this 902-nucleotide messenger RNA. Its product is annotated as HLA class II histocompatibility antigen, DP alpha 1 chain. The record is from RefSeq and is a predicted model, not a curated record. Lineage: Eukaryota; Metazoa; Chordata; Actinopteri; Beloniformes; Adrianichthyidae. Gene Ontology annotation, cellular component: MHC class II protein complex; membrane. Gene Ontology annotation, biological process: immune response; antigen processing and presentation.
AUCUGCAUUAGUUCAGUUCAGUUUGAGUCUGAGAGGUGAUGAAGAUAAAGCUGCUGCUCUUCCUCUGCGGGAUCCUCAGCGGUACGGCUGAAGUUUUUCAUGAGGACUUUCAAAUCACUGGCUGUUCAGACUAUGAUGAAGAGUUCAUGGUUAAUCUGGAUGGUGAAGAGAUUGUUUACACAGACUUCAAGAAGGGGACAGAAGUCGAUGCUCAGCCUUCCUUUGUAGGUCAUAUUACCUACGCAGGAGGAUAUGGUGCAACUGUGCUCGAGUUACAGGGCUGCAGAAAUGACCUGGAGGUUAUUCGAAGAUUUACAAAAGAUCUUCCACUGAAACAAGAUCCCCCCUCCAAUGUGGUGGUCUACAGCAGAAACAAGGUGGAGCUGGGGCAGCAGAACACUCUGAUCUGCCACGUCUCUGGGUUCUACCCGGCUCCUGUGAACGUGUCCUGGACCAGGAAUGGUGAGAAGGUGUCAGGAAGCAUCAACGUCCCCCGCCCCAGCAGUGACGGGACCUUCUCCCAGAUCUCCAGGCUGCAGUUUGUUCCUCAGCUGGGAGACAUCUACAGCUGCUCAGUGGAGCAUCCAGCUCUGCCUGAGGUCCAAACCAUGAUCUGGGAUGUGGAGAAAUCCCAGCCCGGCAUUGGACCUGCAGUCUUCUGUGGGCUGGGUCUGGUGGUGGGUCUGCUGGGCGUGGCUACAGGAACCUUCUUCCUCAUCAAAGGAAACGAGUGCAGCUGAUUGGAGGGUUUUGAUGAUGUCAUCAUGGGGGGAGGGGUGGAUUUGAACCAGCAACGGUUUCUAACAAGUUUCUCUUGUUUUCUUACUUCCUGUUUUACUUUGAAAGUCUGUACAGUUGGUUCCAAUGAGUUAUAUCACUAGAGGAGACACACCCGCUUUAGA